Molecule: messenger RNA, 3040 nt
Organism: Acanthaster planci (crown-of-thorns starfish)
Lineage: Eukaryota; Metazoa; Echinodermata; Asteroidea; Valvatida; Acanthasteridae
Product: monocarboxylate transporter 13-like
Biological process (GO): transmembrane transport
Molecular function (GO): monocarboxylic acid transmembrane transporter activity
Source: RefSeq, a predicted model, not a curated record
CAUUUGGGAGCUCCAAUCGUGGACCAUCCUCCAACCAUUUUAGUCGCAUUUCGUAAAAUGUGCAGGUAACAGGUCACUCACGUUAUGUAUACGUGUUUGCUGAGCCAAUCACGUGUGGAGCCUUUCUGCACGCGUGGCAGCUGUCGCACCACAGGAAACAUUGCUUCUAAUUGUGGUUUCAGUGUGCCACCAAGCACCGCCAAGGACUAAUUCAGACGGGCAUGUAAUGGGAACAGGCGGACAGAGAGUCUGGUGGGCGGUUUUUCCCAUUGAAAUGGAACUGAAAUUGCACAGAAUGCGAUCUCUUCAGGGCGGACAUUAACGACCCUCGGAUAUUGAUCUACGUACGGUCUAGGAGUGUCGAUUGUGCUUUCGUAUGUAAGCCCACAGCUGGAAGUGGUCCGAUCAUGGGGGAGAGAGCGACCCUUGUGGCAAACCCCAGGCCACAGACAGUCACGGAACCUUUGUACGGCUGGGUGGUGGUUGCCAGCAGUCACACCGUCUUCAUUCUCUGGACUGGCUUUGUCAAGACGAUAGGUGUACUGCUUCCAUGGCUCACAAGCUACUACCACACCGAUGCCUUGGCCCUUGGCUGGAUAACGGCUGCAUUUUGUGCAACAAAUAAUAUAGCAGCUGUUUUCGGCAGUAUACUAAGCGUCCUCAUCGGUUCUAGGAAAGUGGCCAUUCUCGGUGGCGUCAUAGCAGCAAGUGGUCUUCUCCUCGCCUCUGUGUCCACUAGUCUCCUACAGUUUGCCCUUUCACUCAUCCUACUGACUGGGAGCGGCUUUGGAAUGACAAUGUGCAUCUGCAAGGUCCAUCUUGGAAUUUACUUCAACGAACGUCUGGCGUUGGCUUCAGGCAUUGUUACAAUGGGCGUGCCGAUUGGUUUGAUGGUAUUCCCAGCGUUUGCAGAACUACUCCGCUUCACUUACGGCAUCCAGGGAACGCUUAUCAUUCUGGGCGCACUCUCCUCAAACCUUAUUGUGUGUGGAGCCUUGCUGCGCCACUACCCCGGAUUCAGAAUUCACAAGCUUGGGAGUGACCGCGGCUACGAGCCGAUUAAUUCUUCACAGACGACAGAAAGUCCCAAUGUUUUCGCGGCACUCAAAGCACACAUAGCAGAUCGUCUCGACGUCAAACUCCUAGCCAGGCUGGACAUGCGGAUGUUGAUCGUGGCAUAUAUGCUAUUUUCUUUUGUAAACGAUUCUUGGAUGACGUUCAUGGUGUCCAACGCCAUGUCUAAGGGAUUCGAAGGAUAUGUUGCGACAACCUUUAGCAUCUCGGCUGGUUGUUCGGCCGUGAUCUUCAGCGUCAUUCAGGGCAUCCUCAUCUCCUCGAAAUUCGCUGGUAUCAGAGUCGUUUCGGCGAUGGCGACCGCCGUCGGCAGUGCAGCGCUUUUUCUGGAUCCCUUGCUCAAUAGCUACUUGGCAAUGAUCGUAGCUGUGGUGAUGUACGGCAUAACCCUGGCUGUGUUGAAUCCAACCAUAGUUUGUAUGGCAAUCGAAACGCAGGGGCGGGAACGAGCUGCAAGCGCCUUCGGCUGGAUGGGUCUCUUCUCUGGGAUAUUCAGACUCCUUUUUGGCUUUUCAACUGGUCUCCUCCGUGAUAUCACAGGGCACUACGACGCUACCUUCAUACUGCUAGGAGUUAUGCUGUUUCUCAUCGUACCGGUGCUUUUCGUGGACAUUUUGGUGCCAAAAUGCAGGAACAUUGUUUGGCGAUCGUGAGAGUUAUAGAUCUAAACUUGCUGAUAUCAUAGACUGUAACAAAUCUAAAGACUUAAGUCUUGAAGACUUGAAACAAGUCCACAAUCAUGUCUAUUAAUGUGUAUAUUGUACAUUGUUGACAAUUUUGCAUAAAUAAUGUCCCCGUUGGCCCCAGUAUUUUUUAUGAUCGACCUUAGGAAUAAUUAGUUCGUUUUUACACGACCUAUAUAAGGGGUCCUUGCUGAAAUGCAUUUUUAUGAUUGACCCAGAAACGACAUCUAAGAGAACCCUUGUGGAAACACAGAUCGAAAACAGCUUCUUAAUUGCUGACAAAUUUGACAUACUGACAAUUAAUUGUGCAUCAAAAGAUAGCAUAAUCCAGAAGGCAUGUAUAAACUUUUUUUAAAUAACUCAAUUUUGGAAGUUGUUUGGUCUGAACAAAACUUGAACUAAGAAGUGUUGUCGGAAGACUCGUCUGUUUAAAGCUUUUUCAUGGACUCUAAAACUCUGCUUGAUGGCACUUUUUGUUCGAUUUCAACAUGUUUAACACAAAGCUAUGCUGUGUAGGUUAGUCUAGGUAAUUACCGAGUUUGUUUUUAAAAGUGGUUUAAGAUGAGCUGAGCACUAUUGUUUUGAAAAUUAUAAGUUUUCCCUGCCAAUUUCAGCGAAAAUCCGCUCCGUUUCGUCAACACGUAGCCUAUUCACAUUUGCACAAAUGCGACGGUUCGGUUUGUUGGGGGGGGGUAUUUUUCCCUUGUUUGCCAUUCAAUUUCGUUUCCGUGCAUACAAGUGUGUAGCUUUGCCGUUCAUUUUUGUUCCAUCAUUCCACUUCGUUUAUGGGUUUUCAAGACUACUCUAUCACCAUUCUUCAGAGUAAUUUCUCCUGUCUAUUUCAUAUAGGCCUGGGUGUAGUCAGGUUAAAACUCUUCGACGCGUAUAGGAUCAUAAUUUUCGUUUUCGUUUAUCGCAAAUUUACAUGUAUUUCGCGUUCUGAGUGUUCAGUUUAGGACUAUUAGAGAAGUUAAUUAGCACCAUUGGUCUUCUGUAGUAAGGCGUGUAUAAUAUUACUGUUCUAUAAUCACUGUUUUGAUGAAUGUGAAUGGUUCCUUUUUAUCCUUUAGUUUUUAUUUGUAUCUACCCCUAUUUCUUGAGUCAAGUCGGGAAGUUCUGUUUUACUCUUUGCUGUGUUCACUGAUGCUGUUCAUUUUAUGUUAAGCAUUUCUGUUCAUAUUAUUCAUACCAUUUAGAAAUAUAUGUACAUGACAGAAAGGAAACAAAAGUAAAGGGAAACAAAAUCUGGACUAAUGUUAUACAGUUUGAAAAUAAAAAAACGA